This is a messenger RNA of Microbotryum saponariae, 2050 nucleotides long. NCBI's taxonomy places the organism in Eukaryota, Fungi, Basidiomycota, Microbotryomycetes, Microbotryales, Microbotryaceae. The record is from the annotation of a GenBank genome assembly.
AUGUCAAAGAGUGCGCACUCGUCGAGACGUUGGCACACCUCCGAAGAGGACGCCGCCACCGACCACGACACCUCCUCUUCCGCCGCGUCGCACCGUCGCACGAGCGAUUCCACCGAGCCUUCUUCCCGCUCGAGCGGACUCGGCGCGCCGACCUUCAUCCCUUCGACCUCCCAAAAUAUGCGCAACGAUCGAUUACAAGCCAAAAUGAAAGAUUUGGCUUUUUCCGACGAGCGAGAUGGAGGCGGCAAGAGUCUAGGGGCGACGACAAAGUGGAUCAAGCGGUCCAGAGCGGCCAAGGAUCAUGCGCCACCGACCUUCAAGGGUGGCGUGGUCGGGCAGCCAGCCGAGAUUGAUCCUCGUGGUGGUCCACAAUCCAAGAGACAGAGACUGACCGCAGCACCACGUCGACUCGAGGAGUUGUUCGAGUCAGCGUCACCUCAACUGCUCCAUCUCGGACCGCGAACUUCGUCAGCACGUCCGAGCGGGAGUCUGGCCCGCGGCGCUACCCAUGCCGUCGAUUCGGAGUCGACAUACCUUCGCAAUGGUCAUCCUGGGAGGAAUUCACCACCGCCAGAUUGGCUUGCGUCGAUCCUCUCCGAAGCCGACAGUCUGCCAGCUCCUCCGCAACCACCGCACCCGCAUGACCGAACGGCACGGCCAGCACCUGCCUUCGAUCAAUCCAUGAGCGACUACCCUGCAGCAAACAGCCAUCGCCCUAUGGAACUUCCACCCACUCCUUACUCCCUUCCAGCGGACCUCCACAACCCCGUCCAACUCGGUGGUCCACCGACGCCUUCUCGACCGUUCUUCGAAGCCCAACUCGCUCGCGUCUCGCCGACACGCAUGGACUUUUUCCCACCCAACCACGGGCCAGCAUACCCAAAUCAUCUGCACUGGUUCCCCGACAAACUCCAACUUCCCACGAACAGACCAGAAGACGAUCGACCACCCUAUACUCCGCCCCCGAUCCCUCGUGCGCAGUCGUUAUUCUCAAGUCCUACCCGCGACAAUUCCCAACCAUUCCACCCCCGAUCACCCCUGGAGAACCUGAAUCAACUCAAUCAUGACCUUGCUCACCAUCCCUGGGAUCAAGAAGAUGCCAUCACGCCUUAUGAGUCGAUACUGCAUUCUUCCUCGUCCGAUCGCGAUCGUCGUACGCCUAGUUUGUUCGCCGAGUCGUCUGAUUCGGAAGUUGGGACCGAGUUUUGGACGAGGCCGAAUUUCAAUGAUGCAUCUUUGAUACCACCACAGGUAAGAUCGCCCGUCACUUAUUCGUCUGGCGAUCGUCGUGAAAGUGCUCACCGACCGUUAUCUGCCUCCGCAGCAGCCGAUCGACCGAACCGCGACCUCGAACGAUCGAUACGCCGCGGCGCUCGCUCGCAUGGCAAGCGAACAAGUUCGAACGAACUCAAUACUCGAAAUAGAAGAAAUGAGACCCCUCACUUCCACUCCGAACACCUCCUUGGCGGCGGAACGAAAUCCUCAGCAACUUACUCCCAAGUCGUUCAAGACACCCACAACCGGACUGUACCGGGAAGAACGCUUUGGGACUCCUCCGCUCCCACCUCAAAACUCACGAGAGGCUAGGACCGAACCAGCACUUUUCACGAUUCAGGAGAAAGGACUUGAAGGUCCUCCGUCGGCAGAGAUCUUUCUUAGAGCUUCGAGUGCUCCGCCGAUGCUGAUACUGGAAGGGGAAGCUUUGGAUGAAACGGACGCACAGGAGAACGGGACAAGUGUGGAAGCCAUUCGCGAGGGGGAUCAGGAUGAGGAGAUGAAUGACGCAGCCGAUCGUUCCCUAGGAACCGGAAGGGACACGAGAAGCACGACGGCAGGCGACUCGAACUCGACGGUGAGGACUGGGUUCGCGGCCACGACGAUCACUGAGCACUUGACGAUGGGGACGAGUGAGCCAGAUGAAGACGAUUUUUUGCUACAGCGCAUGAUCGAAGACGAGGAGAAAGGUCUCGCGUAUCAGGGGGGCGGGGGCGAGGAACGGGAGAGCUGGUCGUUCUGGGAAGACACCAGUUCCGAGAUGUAUGAUGAUUGA